Messenger RNA from Penicillium argentinense, 1308 nucleotides. It is a transcript of the gene cdc123, whose product is annotated as cell proliferation protein CDC123. The transcript is spliced from 2 exons. Lineage: Eukaryota; Fungi; Ascomycota; Eurotiomycetes; Eurotiales; Aspergillaceae. The record is from RefSeq and is a predicted model, not a curated record. Bases 1 to 1308 code for a protein of 435 amino acids. Gene Ontology annotation, cellular component: cytoplasm.
AUGCCGAUGAUGGAGUCUGAGAGUGCGCUGGUCGAGUCGCCUUCGAUCGAUCUGCCCGACCGUCUGCCAUUCCCUCCUGUCACCUAUUCUCAUAUUCUGCAUUGCUCGUAUCACGACUGGCAUCCGCGAUACCGCACGCUCACACCCAAAUCCAAAACCAUUCCGCUCCCAGAAAAAUUUGUCUCAUACCUCCGUGCCGACGGCAUUGUCCUCCCGCCUGAAAAUCACCAACCGACCGAAGACGACGACUACGAUACCUUCUCAGAUGACGGCGAAGAAGAACAAGACCCUUCAACUGAGUGGGAAGAUGUGCACACCAAAGUCAAGAAAAUUAUGUCCGACUUCGGCCAAGUGACCCCCAAAUUGAACUGGAGCGCCCCAAAAGAUGCAACCUUCAUGUCCGCGACGAACGACACAAAAUGCCAAACCGCCAACGAUAUCUACCUCCUCCUCAAGAGCAGCGACUUCAUCACCCACGAUCUCGACCAUCCAUUCGAUGACUGUGUUCCUGACCAAGAUAAUGGCACCGAUGCCGCCGCGAAUAGCACCGCCUCUCCGGACGGACCCCUACCAGUUGUGCCAUACCAUCUGGUCCUCCGCAAAUAUGUGAACUUCAACCCUUCUCUUGAAUUCCGCUGCUUCGUGCGCAAUCGCAAAUUGCUCUGCAUGUGUCAGCGUGACCAAAAUCACUUCGACUUCCUAUUUUCAAUGCGCGAUAUGCUCCGCUCCCGUAUCCAGUCAUUCUUCGACGAAAAUUUGCGCGAUUCCUUCCCAGACCCGAACUUUGUUUUUGAUGUUUAUAUUCCUGCCCCGCACCAGCGCAUCUGGUUAAUCGAUAUCAACCCUUGGGCGCAGCGUACAGACCCGCUUUUGUUUAGCUGGCUCGAGAUUCUGACGAUGAAGGAUCCGGUCGGGUUUGAAGAGGAAGAUGACGAUUUGAACGAGGGCGUUGUGCGAAUUUCUCUUCACGAUGGAAGUGUCACCAACCUUAAUGCUCAAGGUGAACCGAUCGAUGACUCUGACUCGUCGGACGAGGAGGAGGCUUUGGAUAAUGUGACUCCCAAGGCUUCGGGCGAGGAGGAUGAUGAGUUUGCGCCCUUCCUUCCGGAAUUCCGUCUCAUCAAGAAGAAUGAUCCCGAGGCAUACUCUUUUGCGACACCGCAGUACUCGGCUCAUAAGGUGCCUCGGGAAGUUGUUGAUGCUUCGCUUGCUGGACCGGGUGGUAUGAGUGAGUUUAUGGGGAAGUGGCAAGAUAUCCUGCAGAAGCAAAUGCGCGAGGAUCAGGCGGCUGGUAGUGAUUCCGAGUAA